Messenger RNA from Nanorana parkeri, 921 nucleotides. RefSeq names its product olfactory receptor 2D3-like. Gene Ontology annotation, biological process: G protein-coupled receptor signaling pathway. The coding region runs from base 1 to 921 and encodes 306 amino acids. The transcript has a single exon. Gene Ontology annotation, molecular function: olfactory receptor activity; G protein-coupled receptor activity. Lineage: Eukaryota; Metazoa; Chordata; Amphibia; Anura; Dicroglossidae. The record is from RefSeq and is a predicted model, not a curated record. Gene Ontology annotation, cellular component: membrane.
AUGUAUCCCGGGAACCAAAGCACUGUCACGGAAUUCCUUCUUCUAGGACUCUCUUCGGAUCCUUUAGUACAAAUUGUUCUGUUCCACAUUUUCCUUGUUGUCUACAUGACCACACUGGCCGGGAAUCUCCUUCUAAUAGUGGCUGUGAGGACCGACAGACGUUUGCACACCUCCAUGUACACUUUCUUAUCCAGUCUGUCUUUCUUGGACAUCUGCUACACCUCCACCAUUGCACCCAAGUUGUUGAUGAACUUCCUUUCUUCAAACAAUACUAUUUCAUUUGCUGGCUGUGCCGUCCAGUUUUUUUUCUUCCUGUUUUUAGGAGAAACUGAAUGCAUCCUUCUGGCGUUGAUGGCCUACGACCGUUAUGUUGCCAUCUGCAACCCUCUGCGAUACAAUAUGAUCAUGAACACAACAGUUUGUUUGUGGAUGAUCGGCAUGUCAUGGCUGACUGGUUGCAUCAUUUCAUCUAUUGAUACAUAUUUUACAUUUCGCUUGACAUAUUGUGGCCCUAACACCAUCAACCACUUCUUCUGUGAGGCUCCUUCACUGAUGAAGCUCUCUUGCAGUGACAUCUUGGCAGUCAACAUCUUAAAGCUGGUGGGCACAACCAUCUUGCUUUUAAUCCCACUUUCACUGAUCCUCAUUUCAUACUUUCGAAUCAUAACCACUAUCGUGACAAUUAGUUUGGGAAAGAACAAAGCAUUUUCAACGUGUGUGUCCCACCUUGUGGUGGUGGUCAUUUUCUAUGGGACGGCAAUGUUCAUGUACGCUAAACCUGAGCAUUCAGUCACAGAAGAUGUAGACAAAAUGGUGGCCGUAUUUUACACAAUGAUAACGCCCAUGCUAAACCCUUUGAUCUAUAGCCUGAGAAAUAAAGAUGUUCUGAGAGCCACAAAGAGGCUAGUGGGAGCUAAGUAA